Messenger RNA from Globicephala melas (long-finned pilot whale), 2518 nucleotides. It is a transcript of the gene GAS2, whose product is annotated as growth arrest specific 2. The record is from RefSeq and is a predicted model, not a curated record. Gene Ontology annotation, molecular function: actin filament binding; microtubule binding; cytoskeletal adaptor activity. Gene Ontology annotation, biological process: actin crosslink formation. Gene Ontology annotation, cellular component: actin filament. NCBI's taxonomy places the organism in Eukaryota, Metazoa, Chordata, Mammalia, Artiodactyla, Delphinidae.
CUGACAGCGGCUUUAAUCCGGGUACCUGCACUCCGAGAAAUAUUCAGACUGAAACCUUGCCUCUUCCUGGUUCUUGAACCUGCUUGCCUUCCGAGUGGAACUACAUCAUCAGAUCUGGGACUCCAGGUUGCCUGCUCACCCUGCAGAUCUUGGGACCUGUUGGCAUCCGUAAUCACAUGAGCCAAUUCUGUAUAAUAAACAUCUUUCAGUCUCUGGGCUGUUCAGUCUGCUCAGGCUGCAGGAGCCAAUUAGGAAGAUGCCUUCCUUGACUCUCGUCUGUCCUCUCCUGCAGCUAAAGCCAAAAGAAAAGAGGGUAGUGAUAUGCAGUACGUUACUCUCUCAUGAUGCCGGGCAGCCGCAGCUCCCAGACAGCCAUGUGAUCACUACUGUAUUACAAGUGGAUAAAUAAUGUGCACUGCUCUGAGCCCAAAGGUACGCAGUGGACCUGGCCUCUCUGAUAUGCAUCAGUAUAGCCAGUGGCUGGCCAGCAGACAUGAAGCUAAUUUGCUACCGAUGAAAGAAGAUCUGGCCUUGUGGUUAACCAAUCUGUUAGGGAAGGAGAUUACGGCAGAAACUUUUAUGGAGAAAUUGGAUAAUGGUGCCUUGCUCUGUCAACUUGUAGAAACUGUGCAGGAGAAAUUCAAAGAGAGCAUGGAUGCUAACAAGCCCGCCAAGAAGCUGCCCUUAAAGAAGAUUCCAUGCAAGGCCAGUGCACCCUCAGGAUCCUUUUUUGCCAGAGACAAUACAGCAAACUUCUUAUCCUGGUGCCGAGAUUUAGGGGUAGAUGAAACAUGUCUGUUUGAAUCGGAAGGUUUGGUCCUCCACAAGCAACCCAGAGAAGUGUGUCUCUGUUUGCUGGAGCUUGGCCGGAUUGCAGCCAGGUAUGGUGUGGAGCCUCCUGGUUUGAUAAAGUUGGAAAAAGAAAUUGAACAAGAAGAAACACUCUCUGCCCCUUCUCCUUCACCUUCGCCUUCAUCAAAGUCUUCUGGAAAAAAGAGUACGGGAAACUUACUGGAUGAUGCAGUGAAACGGAUUUCUGAAGAUCCUCCUUGCAAAUGCCCGAGCAAGUUCUGUGUGGAGAGGCUCUCACAAGGCAGAUACCGAGUGGGAGAGAAGAUCCUCUUCAUUAGGAUGCUGCACAACAAGCAUGUCAUGGUCCGUGUGGGAGGAGGUUGGGAAACUUUUGCAGGCUAUUUGUUGAAACACGACCCCUGCCGGAUGCUGCAGAUCUCCCGUGUGGAUGGCAAGACAUCCCCCAUCCAGAGCAAAUCUCCAACCCUCAAGGACAUGAAUCCAGAUAAUUACCUGGUGGUCUCUGCCAAUUAUAAGGGAAAGAAGGAAAUUAAAUGAAACUAGUUGGUCACUACAAGGGGACUCUCAUAAUGGCCUGUAUCCACAUCUCCAGUAGUCAGUUUAGUUCACAUGCUCUGAAAAUUACUUUGGAAAAAGACAUAACAGAUAGAAAGACGUCAUCAUGUUGAAACAUGCUCAAAGAGUAGCACUAUUUAUUUUAAACGCUUCUGUAGAAAAUGACCUAUUAAAAAAUUAUCAACUCAGAUUUAAAUUAGACAAAUUGUAGGCAAAUCAUUGUUUCUCGAUAUGUGAACAUGGUAUUUAGAACACAAUACUAGCAAUACAAUUCUAGCUAAAGAUAAAAAUUAUUAGAAGAAAAUAGGAUUUACAGUUAAGUCAACAGAAAGUGCCUGCCUAAUGUGUACAGAAUAACAACACCCCAGACAUUUUUUAUAAUUGCAGGAUUUUUAAGCUGAUUUUUUAAAAAUGACAAUUAGUGUGAUGAUGUGCUACUAAAAAUAUCCAACAGCACUAUAAAUUAAAGUACAGUGUAUCUACGACAGUAAUACGUUACUGGAAAGGCCACUUCAGAAAAGUUUACAUUCACUUGGAAGAAUGCCUUAAAGUUUAUCCCUUAUCUCUGAACAGACACCUGGGGCACUUUUGGAAGUUUUCACUGCACCCCUUAGAGAAUGGCUUAUGAGUUGUUUACACACUCCUAGACACGUGGCUGUGUUGAGACUGAGUGUAAUUCACACACAUAAGCUGACAUACGUUUAUAUUUUGAAAGAGUAAAUUGUACAGUCAAAUGUCCAUUGACUUCAUGUUAUUUCAAAGCAUUUUCUUAUUAUAUCUUUAGUUAAUCCAACUUUGCUGUGCUGUCUAGUAAAGUAAUUUCACUGUAGCUAAUAAUGUUACAGACUUAUGUAUACCCUUGUAUACCUAGGACAGGGCUGUUUUGUACCCAUGAACAGCAAAAUAUUGUCCUCACUGAUUGAAGAAUUAAAAAGAUGUUAAAAAAUUUUACCUGUCUCUAUAUCAAUGCUUCAUUCUGAAAUAAAGAUCAUAUUCAAAUGGCAACGUCCCCUGGGAGUUAAAGGAAGAGUCAAAUUAUGGUUACCUAGCACUUCUUCACUUUGGAUAGCUGAGUGGUGCUGGUGUUUGUUUUCCUUAGCAGAGAGUCUAGGUUUUAUCAUAAACAGUACUUUAAGGGCUGCCCUGAAAU